Messenger RNA from Limulus polyphemus (Atlantic horseshoe crab), 2246 nucleotides. Its product is annotated as protein bicaudal D homolog 2-like. Gene Ontology annotation, cellular component: cytosol; Golgi apparatus. Gene Ontology annotation, molecular function: dynactin binding; cytoskeletal adaptor activity; dynein complex binding. Gene Ontology annotation, biological process: microtubule anchoring at microtubule organizing center; protein localization to organelle; regulation of microtubule cytoskeleton organization. Lineage: Eukaryota; Metazoa; Arthropoda; Merostomata; Xiphosura; Limulidae. The coding region runs from base 1199 to 2089 and encodes 296 amino acids. The record is from RefSeq and is a predicted model, not a curated record. The transcript has 4 exons.
GUCAUACUGAACCACCAGUUUCUAGAUGUUAGUCAUGUCUCAAUGUCAUACUGAACAACCAGUUUCUAGAUGUUAGUCUUGUCUCAAUGUCAUACUGAACCACCAGUUUCUAGAUGUUAGUCGUGUCUCAGUGUCAUACUGAACCACCAGUUUCUAGAUGUUAGUCGUGUCUCAGUGUCGUACUGUACCACCAGUUUCUAGAUGUUAGUCAUAUCUCAAUGUCGUACUGUACCACUAGUUUCUAGAUGUUUGUCUUGUCUCAGUGUCCUACUGAACCACCAGUUUCUAGAUGUUAGUCAAUACCUCAAUGUCGUACUGUACCACUAGUUUCUAGAUGUUUGUCUUGUCUCAGUGUCAUACUGAACCACCAGUUUCUAGAUGUUUGUCUUGUCUCAGUGUCAUACUGAACCACCAGUUUCUAGAUGUUUGUCUUGUCUCAGUGUCAUACUGAACCACAAGUUUCUAGAUGUUUGUCUUGUCUCAGUGUCCUACUGAACCACCAGUUUCUAGAUGUUAGUCUUGUCUCAGUGUCCUACUGAACCACCAGUUUCUAGAUGUUAGUCGUGUCUCAGUGUCAUACCGUACCACCAGUUUCUAGAUGUUAGUCAUGUCUCAGUGUCGUACUGAACCACCAGUUUCUAGAUGUUAGUCGUGUCUCAGUGUCGUACUGAACCACCAGUUUCUAGAUGUUAGUCAUGUCUCAAUGUCGUACUGAACCACUAGUUUGUAGGUGUUUGUCUUGUCUCAAUGUCGUACUGUACCACAAGUUUCUAGAUGUUAGUCUUGUCUCAAUGUCAUACUGUACCACUAGUUUGUAGGUGUUUGUCUUGUCUCAAUGUUGUACUGAACCACAAGUUUCUAGAUGUUAGUCAUGUCUCAAUGUCAUACUGAACCACUAGUUUGUAGGUGUUUGUCUUGUCUCAAUAUCAUACUGAACCACCAGUUUCUAGAUGUUAGUCAUGUCUCAGUAUCAUACUGCACCACCAGUUUCUAGGUGUUAGUCAUGUCUCAGUAUCAUACGGCACCACCAGUUUAUAGGUGUUGAUAUCUUGUAGUAUAAUAUGUAUACAUUGUGAUAAUAGUACAAAGAAUGAAGUGUUUUAGAUGUACAAUGAAACUUGUAAAUUAUUUUCUGUAAAUUUCUUCACUAUUCAGUUUCAUUAGACACUUUUCUUCCCUUGUGAGAUUGUUUACUUUUAUGCUCCCACAGGAAGACCUAGUAGCUAUUUCUGAAGAACUGGCACAACUUUAUCAUUACGUUUGUUUGGUAAAUGGUGAAACCCCAAGCCGAGUCAUGCUCGACCAUGCCAAGGGAUGUCAACAUGUUGAACAAGAUAUGGCUCAGCUCUCGCAAGGACAGGACUCUGUAGAAAUAGAUAACAAGAUGGACAUUCUGGGAGGAACAUUGAAAACGAGUGCAUCCACCAGGGUUUUUGAAGGUGGUUUUGGGAAGUUGGACACCAAAAGCAACCCAGCUGUUUGUGGUCAACUUCUGAAGACAAUCCACGAUCAAGUGUGUCACCUGAAGCAAGCAGUGCGUACAACAGUUGAGAUGGGGCACCAGAAAAUAUACCACUUACCCGAAACUGAUGAUGCAACAACUACGGAGAUGAAGGUGCAGGUCACUGAACUCCAGUCACAAGUUUCAACAAAGAGGGAACAAAUUGCAACACUUCGAACCCUUUUAAAAGCCAACGAACACACUGCCGAGGUUGCUCUAGCCGAUCUAAAAAGCAAGUACGAAAAGGAAAAAGCAGUUGCUGGUGAAACUAUGUUCAAAUUGAGGAAUGAACUGAAAGCUCUCAAGGAAGGUGCUGCAAUGUUUACGUCCCUAAAAGCCACGUUUACUGCUCGUAGUGAAGAGUAUAUCUCUCAGGUGGAAGAACUUCAGAGACAGCUAUAUGCAGCAGAAGAGGAGAAAAAAACCCUUAACUCCCUUCUACGGAGGGUGAUUCAUCAAAAACUAGCCCUAACCCAACAUUUGGAAGACUUGGAAAUGGAGCAAGAAUAUAAUUACAUGAAACAACAAGACAGUCAUGGUUGUGUGGCUUUUCAGAGGAGAAGUCCAGGAGCGAUCAGAAGGAAAUGAAAGAAGCUGUCAUCUAUCGUGUCAUUGGUAUUCCAUCUCCUGAGAGGUUCACGUUUUGAAUUUUGUUUCACCACCUAUAAGAAGCUGUCAUCCAUCAUGUCAUUGGUAUUCCGUAUCCUGAGAGGUUCACGUUUUGAAUUUUGUUUCACCACCGAUA